AUGGCUGCUGCGGACGCCAAGCCGACCAACGUAUACAUCCAUCGACAGGCAGGGACGCCCAAAUCCUGCUUUGUCUGCUACAAGAGCUCACCGCACGUGCUCGUCUCGCAGUCAAUACCUACCCUCGACUUUCUCUACGUCUGCCAUGCACACCUCGCCGAUCGCCAUUUUGCGACCAAGCUCUCGGACCCCGCUUCCUCGCCUUCAGCAGCGACGUCAGGUGAGCGACUGCCUGACAAAGUGAGUCAGGACGAGAUCGCAAAGAUCAAGGCGGAGUAUGAAGCCAAGCAAAAGGCAAAGGAGGCCGCGAAGGAUAGCGACAAGGAUAAGCAGGCUAGCAAGCCUUUCACCGCUAUGGGAGUAGCAGGCAGUGUUUUCUCCACCGUCACGUCCACCGUCUCUGGCCUCGCAUCCUCUGCCAUCAGUUCCAUACCCGGAGAGGCACCAGCUUCGACGGCAGCCGCAACAACACCAAGUCCUGCAGCAGCGGAGACACUCGCCAAACAGCAUCCGCUGCAUGCAAAGUACGCCCUGCAUCGGGAGUUCUAUGCAGCUAGAGUACGCGAAUGGAACAACAAGAUGGUCAAGAAAAAGGAGAAGGAGCUCAACAUGCCACCCGCUCCGAGAAACGCUCUGUCUUGA
Molecule: messenger RNA, 642 nt
Organism: Pseudozyma hubeiensis SY62
Lineage: Eukaryota; Fungi; Basidiomycota; Ustilaginomycetes; Ustilaginales; Ustilaginaceae
Product: conserved fungal protein
Exons: 1
Coding region: 1-642 (213 amino acids)
Biological process (GO): vacuolar transport
Cellular component (GO): endosome
Source: RefSeq, a predicted model, not a curated record